AUGAAUGAUUUUAUUAAGUUACACACCAGUGCUGGGAGGUUAAAUGUAACUUUACGUAGCUUUGCAAAAUCUAAAUGGGUAAAUAUUUUUGAUAAGGAAUUUAGUAAACUGUUUCUGGAACAUCUAUAUGUAGAUAGAGUAUGUUUUGUAAAACCAAAAGAUAGUUCUUAUUCUGGCAUAGAAUACGAUGAGAGCGGUAACCUUGUAAAUAUGUAUGAGAAACAAGAUCCAUUGAUAGAUAUAUUAAAGAACAUACAACCGGAAUUUUACAAGUUUGAAAAUGUAUACCCGAAUAGUUUAAUAUCUAUACCAUUCGUAGAAUAUGCGGUUAUCAACAAUAAUGGUGUUUUUUUGUCGAAUCCACUCCACCCAGUAGCAAACUUAUCCCUUGCAUUAUUUGUUAAGUCAAAAUUUAAAGAAUCAAACUUACCAGAAAUCUUGGCUGUAAUUAGAAGUCCUCAUAAUUUAUAUCAUACUGUUAUAAAUUUAGAUAAACUAUUAAAGAUUCACCCACGUGUGAAGAAGCUUAGCAAUAUGAGAUUUUUUAAAAUUGAGUUGAGUGAUAAGUCAUAUUGGAAUGAUAAAGAGGACACUGAGAGUGAUGAAGUUUUUAAUGCAACUCUAGAUAAUUGUGAUAAAAAUAGUUCGUUCUUUAAUUUAUAUACUAAUCCACUAUUAAGUGAUAUAAAUAGUCAAAAUACUUGCAUUACAAGUAUGGAUGAAGCUAAUGAGAAUAUGAAUGAUGGAGUAACUUAUAUUGAGAAUAUGAGAAAACAGGUUUUUUUUGAUGGAAAUAAUGAUUACAUUUGUGGUUUCUGUCUAAAUAGCCAUAAUAUAAGUCAUAGAAGCUCAGAAUGCUAUUGUAAAGAAUUAAGAAGCUGCAUAUAUGCGCCAAGAAUUCCAUGUUAUAGAGAUCUAUCCUUUAAAAUGAAGGGGAGUGGUAAAAAUCCGUUUUAUAGAAAUAUACAAAGGCAAUGGAGCAAAGAAUAUAUGUCAGAUACAACUUUUCUAGGAUAUUUUGAUAAUAGGAAAGAUUCAACUUUAUCUAAAGAUACUCUUGAGAUUAUAUUACACUUAUAUGGAUCACCUAAUGCUCGAGCAAAAAUUUGCAAUGUUGACAUAGAGAGAAGACAACUUAUAUUUGAAAAUAUGAAUGAAGUAAUUGAAAAGAAAAAGGACUGCUCUUUAAUAUUUAUUGAUGACAGACAAGAAGUAAUAGAGGAUAUUCAUAGUAUUGAACACAUGAUCAAUUUCGAGAUUUUGGAAUCCCUAUUUACAAGUUCAAGUAUAAAGUCGUCAAUUGUAAACUCCUCAAUAUGUGAGCAAAUUAUCGAAUACUGUGAUAUCUUAAUAUGCUUGGGUAUUAAUAUUGAAUGCGAUAGAUCAAUAGAUAUUUUAUCGAAAUGGGAUGAAAGAUAUGGUAACUCCAGUGAUGAAGAUAUCUCAGUAUUAAUUGAGAAAAAUAAAUCCAAUAAAUUAUUGGUACCUAAAGAAGUCAUUGAAAUAAAUGGUUUUUUAAGUGGAAGAAGUGUUUAUCAAUAUAUUUGGUACUUCAUUCAUCAAAUUGCCUGUGAGAAACUUAAUUGGUGUUUAGUACAUAUAAAAGGUAUUUCUUCAAGCCCUAUCUCAUUUGAAUAUAAACCACAUAUAAAUGAUGGUGAUAGUGGUAUUCACGAUGUUUAUAUUUUGAUUUUUUUAAGUAAUAAUAAAAUAUAUACUUUAACGAUGACUAUUAUUAACGAGAAUGAUGCAAGUCUAUAA
Molecule: messenger RNA, 1761 nt
Organism: Cryptosporidium muris RN66
Lineage: Eukaryota; Apicomplexa; Conoidasida; Eucoccidiorida; Cryptosporidiidae
Exons: 1
Coding region: 1-1761 (586 amino acids)
Source: RefSeq, a predicted model, not a curated record